GGAAAGCCUUGAGGGUAGUCCUGUCAUUUCAAUAGCAAACUAACUGCAUAUAUAAAUAUCUGGUACGGUCUCUUUCUCUUCCCUUUCAGUUAGCAAUAAAAUAAAAUGAGCUACUCUUCUUCAAUAUCUCUGAAUCGGCAAAGCACCACCAAUCGCGCUCCUUCUCUAUUCAGAAAAUCAAAACCUCCUAAUCAUUUUCAAUUUCCAUUUCCCUCUCGUUUCCAGGCAGUUUCAGAUUCUCAAAACGUUUCUGUAAAGUUUCAGUUGCAAAGUGAUUCGAUUUUUAAAUUCCGUGGAGUUUGUUCCUCUCGAAUUAGGGUUUCAUCAGAGGAUGCUAGGUUUAGUUCGUUACCUAAAAGAGAAGAAGAAGAAGAAGAAGAAGAAGAAGAUAAAGUUGCGAGUUUUAGAGAGUUUAUUACAUCAGAGAGAGUGAAAGUAGCUGCUAUGCUUGCUUUAGCAUUAUCUCUUUGUAAUGCUGAUCGUGUUGUUAUGUCAGUUGCUAUUGUUCCUUUGUCUCUUGCUAACGGUUGGACCCGGUCCUUCUCCGGUAUUGUUCAGUCUUCUUUUCUCUGGGGAUACCUAAUCUCGCCGAUAGCUGGAGGGACAUUAGUGGACUAUUAUGGUGGCAAGGUAGUUAUGGGAUGGGGUGUUGCGCUGUGGUCAUUAGCUACUUUUCUUACUCCGUUUGCUGCUGAAACUUCAUUGUGGGCUCUGAUGGCCAUGAGAGCUUUGCUUGGAAUUGCUGAAGGUGUGGCUCUUCCAUGCAUGAACAACAUGAUAGCAAGAUGGUUUCCACCGACAGAACGUGCUAGGGCAGUUGGAAUUGCAAUGGCUGGAUUUCAGCUUGGAUGUGCAAUAGGACUCACGCUAUCACCAAUCCUUAUGUCUCAAGGUGGUAUAUUUGGGCCAUUUGUAAUUUUUGGUCUAUCUGGGUUCCUUUGGGUUUUGGUUUGGUUAUCUGCAAUAUCAAGCUCUCCUGACCGAAGUUCCCAGAUAUCCAAAUGUGAAUUGGAGUACAUACUAAAGAAGAAGCAACAAUCUUUCCCAGUUGAGAACAAACCAAAGACAACCAGAAUUAUCCCACCUUUCAGACGCUUGUUGUCUAAAAUGCCAACAUGGGCCCUAAUUGUUGCAAAUUCCAUGCAUAGCUGGGGAUUUUUUGUUAUUCUAUCAUGGAUGCCCAUCUAUUUUAACUCGAUUUAUCAUGUUGACCUCAAGCGAGCUGCAUGGUUUAGUGCUGUUCCAUGGAGUGUAAUGGCAGUUAUGGGAUACUUUGGGGGCAUGUGGUCAGACACGUUAAUACGGAGUGGCAUGACCAUCACUUUGACUCGCAAGAUCAUGCAGUCAAUUGGUUUUAUGGGCCCUGGAAUUGCUCUUAUUGGUUUGACUACUGCAAAAAGUCCAACUAUUGCAUCUGCCUGGCUUACACUAGCUGUUGCAUUGAAAGCUUUUAGUCACUCUGGUUUUCUUGUGAAUUUUCAGGAGAUCGCUCCACAGUAUUCUGGUGUUUUACACGGAAUUUCAAAUACUGCUGGAACUUUAGCAGCCAUUAUGGGAACUGUCGGGGCUGGUUUUUUUGUUGAACUUGUGGGCUCCUUCCAAGGAUUUCUGUUGCUUACCUCAGCCUUAUAUUUUCUAUCUGCCUUGUUCUACAUCUUCUUUUCAACUGGAGAGAAGGUGAACUAUGAUUAACUGGUUACCUGACAAAGUUUUACCUCCAAUUACUCAAGAAUCAAAUUGUACAGUCUGCAGUUGCAACAAUGAGAGCAGUUUGCUUUAAUGUAGUACAGAAGUUUGUCGGCUGGGAGCAUGUCCUGGUGCAUCGAAGGAGAUAUAUUUUGUCUUUUUUUUUUUUUUUUUAAGUUUUUGUUUUUCUCUUUUAUUUUGGUUCAUUCUCCAUCUGUAUCCAUAAUAAAAAAAAAGAAAAAGAAAUGUACAGUGGCUAUUUUUAUAGUCCGUAGAUUGUUAAGGGCUGUGUCAGGGUAUCUGGCUCCAGAAAAUGAGCAAAAAACUCGCAAGGAGGUAUAAUAUUAGAUUGCUCUC
Messenger RNA from Ricinus communis (castor bean), 2043 nucleotides. RefSeq names its product probable anion transporter 4, chloroplastic. The transcript is spliced from 9 exons. Gene Ontology annotation, cellular component: plastid. Bases 106 to 1692 code for a protein of 528 amino acids. Gene Ontology annotation, biological process: transmembrane transport. The record is from RefSeq and is a predicted model, not a curated record. NCBI's taxonomy places the organism in Eukaryota, Viridiplantae, Streptophyta, Magnoliopsida, Malpighiales, Euphorbiaceae. Gene Ontology annotation, molecular function: phosphate transmembrane transporter activity.